Molecule: messenger RNA, 693 nt
Organism: Suillus clintonianus
Lineage: Eukaryota; Fungi; Basidiomycota; Agaricomycetes; Boletales; Suillaceae
Product: heat shock protein cognate 4
Exons: 2
Coding region: 1-693 (230 amino acids)
Biological process (GO): protein refolding; cellular response to unfolded protein; vesicle-mediated transport
Cellular component (GO): plasma membrane; cytoplasm; nucleus
Molecular function (GO): misfolded protein binding; ATP hydrolysis activity; heat shock protein binding
Source: RefSeq, a predicted model, not a curated record
AUGACCCCACCUAGGCUGCAUACGCUACCCAACCGUACGUCCCGCUCUAAUGGGUUCCAGGCCUCCAAGAUCAACAAGGUGAGCAUCCACGAAGUUGUCCUCAUUGGUGGUUCCACUCAUAUGCCCCGUAUCCCCAAGCUCAUUUCUAACUUCGCUAACGGCAAGGAGCCCAACAAGAGCACCACCCUCGAGGAGGCUGCUGCUCAUGGUGCUGCGAUCCUUUGCGGCAAGUGCAACACCACCGUUCCCACCAAGAAAUCGGAGACUUUCUCGACGCACCUGGACAACCAGCCUGGUACCUUGAUCCAGGUGUACGAGGAUGAGCGCGGAUGCACGAAAGACAACAACCUGCUUGGCAAUUUCGAGCUGUCUAGUAUUCCUCCCGCACCUCGUGGUGUUCCUCAGAUCAAGGUUACCUUCGUCAUCAGCGCCAACGGUAUCCUGAACAUCUCCGCAUCAUCCAAGACCUUCAGGAAGUCAAACCGCAUCACGAUCAUUAAUGACAAGGGCCGCUUGUCAACAGAGAUGAUCGAGCGCAUGCUUAACGAGGCUGAGAAGUACAAGGCGCAGGGUGAAGCUGCUGCUGCUCGCAUUCAGGCCAAGAACGGCCAAGAACCACGCGCUUACGACCUCCAUAACCUUAUCACCGAAGCAGCUUGCCAACAAGUCGAAGCUCGAGAACUCUGCCAAUGA